Molecule: messenger RNA, 1285 nt
Organism: Cuscuta campestris
Lineage: Eukaryota; Viridiplantae; Streptophyta; Magnoliopsida; Solanales; Convolvulaceae
Source: the annotation of a GenBank genome assembly
CUGUAACUUACCUCUUCCCUAAAUUCCAAAACCCCUUCUAUCCUAUGCUAGGUCAAGGAAGUGUACAACUUUUCUCAAGAUGAUCUGUUAACUGAGGAUGUCUUGAUACUGGACACACAUGCUGAAGUAUUUAUUUGGGUUGGUCAAUUGACUGACCUCACCGAGAAGCAAACUGCUUUUGAAGUUGGGCAGAAAUACAUAGAGAUGGCCUCAUCUUUGGAAGGAUUAUCUCCUAGUGUUCCAUUGUAUAAAGUCACAGAAGGAAAUGAACCAUGCUUCUUCACUGCAUUUUUUUCUUGGGAUCCCGCAAAGGCUAUUACACAUGGAAACUCAUUCCAGAAGAAGGUUAUGCUACUACUCGGCUCAGGCCAUGCUGCAGGGGAAAAGUCUGAACAUGAUGGGCCAACACAAAGGGCUUCAGCCUUAGCUGCUUUGAACUCUGCAUUUAGUUCAUCAUCAUCUUCUCCAUCUAAACCUUCUUCACCAAGACCAGUAGGGGUAACUCAAGGAUCACAAAGGGCAGCUGCUAUAGCUGCUUUAUCUACCGUUCUUACAGCUGAAAAUAAGCAGAUAUCAAUCAAAAGUCCAUCAGCAGAAUCAAGUCCUACUGCUGGAACAGAAAAUGAAAACAUUUCUGCUGACAUAGAAGAUUCUGAAGUUAAGGAAUCAGAUGCAGAUGAAUCUACUGUUGAGACUAAUGAAGAGGAUGAAGAACAGGAGGAUGGCAAUGACAGUGAAAGUAAUCUACCCAUAUUCAGUUAUGAACAGCUGAAGGCCAAAUCUGAAAAUCCCAUCAUGGAGAUUGACUUUAAACGAAGAGAAGGUUAUCUGUCCGAUGAAGAAUUUGAGGCAAUUCUUGGAAUGCCAAAGGAAGCCUUCUAUAAGUUGCCUAAAUGGAAACAGGAUCAACUCAAGAAGAAAGUUGAUCUCUUUUAGGAACCAGAAUUUAAAGCCACACUGGCUUUCACUUGCUCUAUCUGCAUAUCACUGAGACAGUUCUUUUGCCAGAUUCCAAUCGCCUCCCCAUCCGGUCGAGUCCUAUAGAACCUGCUGGACAUUAUAGCUGUUGUAGGUCUCCCAAUGCUGGCCCAUGAUGAUAAGAAGAUUUUACUUGGAGCAGCAUCUGAAAAGUCUUUGGUUUGAUUAGAUUAGCAGUAUGCGAUUAGCUUUAAUGUCCGAAAUACAAACUCCGCGUUAACCAGUCUUAGGCCCUGUCUGGCAUUGAACACCUUUUUACUGGAAAUUACUCUCCCUGUUCUAAUGUAUCCGUCUAGUUUGACCUUUU